AUGGGAGACAGAAAACGAGAGGAGUUCUUGAACUUGAGAAGGGAAGUUGGUCGCGUUUACAAACCACGCACAUCGAAGUCUGGGAAGCCGCUACCGAGUGCCAGAUACGUUCAAACCAAAAUCUUUGGAGAAAGGCGAAUUAAUGCCCGUGAUUUGACAUUAUUCUUCAUGCAGUUUGGCCAGUUCGUGUCACACGACUUAGCUCUUUCCUCUGUGAGGCAAACAGCGGCUGCUCAUUUGUUUCGCCCAUCUGGUGGUGUUGCAGAAUCAGGUCCUCUGCAGUGCUGCACAAGCGACGGUUCUGCGACUCUGGAGCCGCCGCGGCUUCCCGACGCCUGCUACCCCAUUCCCGUACCGCCGAUGGAUCCCGUGUACGAGCGCUACAACGUACGCUGCAUGGAGUUUGUGCGCGCCAUGACAGUCCCACCUGACGACUGUGUACUGCAGCCGGCUGUCCCAAUGAAUGUUGUCACAGCACAUUUAGAUCUUUCUCCUGUGUAUGACAACAGUGAUACAGCUAAUAGGAGACUGAGAGAAGGAAGGCGUGGUCGUCUUGCGGUGAAAAAAUUCUGGACUGGAGAAUUUCUGCCAUUGACUCCUAAUAGCCCAGCACCCUGUAAUUCGAGAAAUCCUUCACAAGAUUUAUGCUUCAUGGCCGGCGAUGUCCGUGCUAAUCAGAACCCUCUCAUGACAGCUACGCAUGUGCUAUACCUACGAGAACACAACCGAAUAGCAGAAAGUCUCGCUGUUAUUAAUCCUCACUGGGAUGAUGAACGUAUCUACCAGGAGUCCAGGCGCAUCGCAAUCGCCUGUUACCAGCACAUAACAUACGAAGAAAUGUUACCGCUUUUCAUAGGACUUGAAGCAUUUCAGAAAUAUUUCCAGAGCUAUGCAUAUGAUGAAGAAUUGUGCCCUGGUACAUACGUUGAAUUCACAAGUGUGUGCUUCAGAUACUUUCACACACUUGUACAUGGAAUUUUGAAGAUAAUGACUGAAGAACGCAAGACCAUUAAGGAGCUUGUUCUGAGUGAAUAUUUUAAUGCGCCAUCUAUAAUAAUUAAAAAAAUUGAAGAACUGUUGAUUGGAGCAGUUACUCAUUCUAGUAGGAAAGAGGACGAAAAUUUCGACAGAGAGAUAGCUGAUGAGCUGUUCCGACCAAAUAGGACCACCUUUGGAAUGAGCCUUCCUGGCAUUGAUAUACAAAGAGCUAGAGACCAUGGUGUGCCUCCGUACAAUGAUCUGCGUGAGAAAUGUGGGCUUCCAAGAGCAAAUGACUUUGGUGAUCUCAUUGAUACUACCCCUUAUCCAGUAAGUGAUGCAUAUACUUCAUUAUUGCACAUUUCUCAUAAUACUGAAUUAAGUUAUAACCAGAAUUCAGUGAAUGUGAUAUAA
Schistocerca piceifrons (Central American locust) is the source of this 1392-nucleotide messenger RNA. Its product is annotated as peroxidase-like. NCBI's taxonomy places the organism in Eukaryota, Metazoa, Arthropoda, Insecta, Orthoptera, Acrididae. Gene Ontology annotation, biological process: response to oxidative stress. Gene Ontology annotation, molecular function: heme binding; peroxidase activity. The transcript has 8 exons. The record is from RefSeq and is a predicted model, not a curated record. Bases 1 to 1392 code for a protein of 463 amino acids.